CUAUACAUUCGUAUGUAUUGUUAUUACUGUUACAUUCAUUUUCAUUUUCACUAUAUCUUGUUAUCAUGACUUUUAUUUUCUCCAUUCUCUUUGUCCUUCCCUUCUCUCUACUCUUCCUUUCUCUGUGUGCUUCUUCCUCUCCCUCCUUUUUCUCUUCUCUCUCUCUUCAUUUGUUUCUCCUCUUCCUUCUCUCCCCUCCCUUUCUCUCUCCUUUACCUCUUCUUCGCUUCCUCACUUUAUUCUGCCUCUUCCUCUUCCCUGUCUCUCGUUUUUUUCUACUCUCUCCUUUCUCCUUUCUAUCCCUCCCUUUCCCUCUUCCUUCUCCUCUUUCCCAGCCCCCCUUCCUCUAUUCUACUCUCUCGUUUUCCUUCCUUCCCUCUAUCUCUCUUCUCUUCCUCCCUUAUUUCUUUCCUCUAAUUCACUUCUUCCUCCCUUCUCUAUCUCCACUACCUUUCUUCCUUUUCCCGGUUUCUCCUCCCUGUCCACUAUCUCUUGUUCACCUUCCUCUCCUCUUACACUAUUUUGCGUUUUCCUCUAUUUUUUUCUCAUUUUCCACUUUUUCUCCUGUUCCUCUGUCUCUGUCUCCUUCUCCUCUUCCUCCUGCUCUGUAUCUCAAUUCUGCCUCUUAUUUCAUUUCAUAUUUCUUUUUCUCUUCUUUUCUUUCUAUUCUCUUCCUCCAAUCCCCACUCUCAUUUUCCUUCUUUACAUCUCUCUGUCCUCUUUCUCCUUUUUUUAUCCUCUCUUUUCUCUACCUCCCUUCUGUCUUUUCCCUUCCUCUCUCUUUCUUUCUCCUGUGUUCUCCCACCUAUCUUUUCUCUUCUUCUCUCUGCUCUUCUUCUAUUCAGUUUUCCUCCCUAUUCCUCAUUUUCCAUUUCUCUGCUCUUUUUUCUUCUUUUCUCUGCCUUUAUUCUACCUAUCUUCCUCCCAUCACUCUUUCCUGUCUCCUUUUGCUCCCUCUCGCUGCUAUUCUCUUUAUCCCUUCGUUUCUUUUCCUCUUCUUCCUUCCUCGUUCUCUCCUCUUCUCUGCUUCCUCAUUACCCUAAUUCCCAUCCCCAUUUCCAUCCCCACUUUUCCUCCAUUCCCAGCCUCCUUUCCGUCACCCAUGAACACGAGCUUAAUACAAGCUUCUUCCUCCCCCAGGCAAAACUCCCAUGGACUUAGCAGCGCGUCAUCCGGCUGCGAAGCAAGUCCUGCUGGCGUACAGGGACGAUCCCGAGAAGCAGAGGAAGGAGAUGAAGAAGAGGUACGACUCGAAGGUGGCGGAGGCAGCCACCCUGCAGAAGGAAAAUGGAGAGUUGAAGAAGGAGCUUCAGGAGAAGGAAAAGGAAAUCAAAUUAAUGCAGGAGCAGGUGAAGCAAGCGCAAUUGCAUCAGCAAAGGUGUGAGACUGAGGCGAGGGAGCAUGAGGCCGAGAAGGAAGGUCUCAACCAGCAAAUUGCAGAGCUUCAGGAACGCAGUGCAACAUAUCCGGCAAAUUGUCACACCACAGAUAGAAGAUGA
Penaeus indicus is the source of this 1499-nucleotide messenger RNA. RefSeq lists its product as uncharacterized. Bases 1152 to 1499 code for a protein of 115 amino acids. NCBI's taxonomy places the organism in Eukaryota, Metazoa, Arthropoda, Malacostraca, Decapoda, Penaeidae. The record is from RefSeq and is a predicted model, not a curated record. The transcript has 4 exons.